UCCUGUUAUUCAGUACUCAGUAGGAACGGGUCCGAUAACAUACUCACUCGCAGCGCUAUAACGAGGCGUUGAGCGCUAUAACGCAGAAGUAAACGAGGAAGAAAGAUUGUGACAGCGCAGUUGACAGACCGCCGUCAACGCGGAAGUGAAAUGCGUGACAUCGACAAGCCACAGUAGAACUAUCAGCGACACGGCCCGACCUACACCGCAAAUAACAUCAUGCCGUUUAAGGGAUUCUUCAAACUUUUUGGCUUCAAGAAAAAUAAGGACACGGCUAAGACGCCGCGGACUCACCCGUACGACGAGGUGAAAGAGGAAGAUCUCAAGCCCAACCAAACACCACCAAAGAGGCGGCCGCGAGAGUAUGACGAGAUCGAGAUUGAUGACGACGCUUCCGGUCCAACUAUGGUGUCAGAGAUUUCAGCAAAGCCAGAGGUAGGCGGCUCCCAAGACAAAGACUCUCAACUACAUCGAGGUGGAGGUGCAGCAGCAGAACCCGGAUGCUGAUGUCCGGAGAGCAGCUCCAUCUACACAGUACACCACGAUAGAUGUCGCUGCCACGUCAGCUGCUUCCGGGAGGAAGAUAUCGCUGUCAGAAUGAGGCUGGAGUGAACGACAGACCUGUGCCCGAGUCUUGUACAUAGACACUGUACAUAUUGUGUAUACAUGCCAUGACGUCACACUCUACUGUACAUAAACUCACUUUAAGCCACGUGGUCCUCACACGCAUGCGCAGUUGAUGGUGCGUGUUCCUUGCUGGAUGAGAUUAAUGGUGUUGCUGGGUACGGCGUCAGGCAACAGACAGACAAUUACUUUUUAAUUGAAAUGAUGUAAGUGGCAGGUGCUUCCAGUUAGCAGGACCUGCCUACUCUUGUCACGACCUGCCUACUCUUGUCACGACCUGCCUACUCUUGUCACGACCUGCCUACUCUUGGCACGACCUGCCUACUCUUGGCACGAACACCUGGUGUCAGCACUGUUUUCGGUGAUCCAUUCAUGUAUUUUUCAUCACUAUUUUGUCGUUUGCACCCUGCGGAAUUUGUGUCGGCUUAUUACUGAGACUGAUCAUUCCCUGAGGUUCUAAAUGUCCAGUAAACAUUGACUAAGUUGCUUUAAUGCGAUUGUAAAAGUACUUCUCUCAUGUUACGUCGGAAGAGCUAGAGGAGGACGACAUAUCGAAACUGUUGGUGCCAGACAAUUUGGCUGGUGUUGAUAUUUUGUCUAGAACUACAUGUUGUAACUAAUGCCAAGUGUAAUUGAGGUGUGCGCUUAUUGCUUGAUAUAUUAAAGUGUUUACAUUUUACGGAUAACGUGGAUUUACUUGAUAUGACUGACGUUGCCAGUUAACCCAGGUCUAGGCCUCCCCGCAAAACAUGUAAUGUCAUCCUACCAGUAUUAAAAGCAGGGAUAACGUAGAUUUACUUGAUAUGACUGACGUUGCCAGUUAACCCAGGUCUAGGCCUCCCCGUAAAACAUUUAAUGUCAUCUUGGCAGCAUACACGCAGUGAUAACGUGGAUUUACUUGAUAUGACUGAAGUUGCCAGUUAACCCAGGUCUAGGCCUCCCCGCAAAACAUGUAAUGUCAUCUUGGCAGCAUACACGCAGUGACGGGUCGGCCUCGCACUUCUCUUUAUUUGUCAAAAGGCGAUUGAAAAACAGGUUAAAACUAAGAUGGCGUGAAGCCCCUAUUCGAUACGGCCAUCAGGUGGUGUCAAGCCCCUGUUCAAUACAGCCAUUAGGUGGUGUCAAGCAUCUGUUCAAUACGGCCUUCAGAUGGUAUCAAGCCCCUGUUCGAUACGGCCAUCAGGUGGUGUCAAGCCCCUGUUCGAUACGGCCAUCAGGUGGUGUCAAGCCCCUGUUCGAUACGGCCAUCAGGUGGUGUCAAGCCCCUGUUCGAUACGGCCAUCAGGUGGUGUCAAGCCCCUGUUCGAUACGGCCAUCAGGUGGUGUCAAGCCCCUGUUCAAUACGGCCACCAGGUGGUGUCAAGCCCCUGUUCAAUACGGCCACCAGGUGGUGUCAAGCCCCUGUUCAAUACGGCCACCAGGUGGUGUCAAGCCCCUGGUCAAUACGGCGACCAGGUGGUGUCAAGCCCCUGUUCAAUACGGCCACCAGGUGGUGUCAAGCCCCCGUUCGAUACGGCCAUCAGGUGGUGUCAAGCCCCUGUUCGAUACGGCCAUCAGGUGGUGUCAAGCCCCUGUUCAAUACGGCCACCAGGUGGUGUCAAGCCCCUGUUCAAUACGGCCACCAAGUGGUGUCAAGCCCCUGUUCAAUACGGCCACCAGGUGGCGCAGAACUGUACACGGGCGGUCAACAGAGUCGCAGUUUAAAGAAUGUCCGACAUUGUUAGGGAUUCCUUAGAAGAAUCAUUGUUGCUGGCGAAUCAGUAUAUUUGAAAGUUGAUGAUCACCUGGCAAAAUAAAACGACUUAGCCUUUG
Messenger RNA from Haliotis rufescens (red abalone), 2436 nucleotides. RefSeq lists its product as uncharacterized. The coding region runs from base 220 to 507 and encodes 95 amino acids. The transcript is spliced from 3 exons. NCBI's taxonomy places the organism in Eukaryota, Metazoa, Mollusca, Gastropoda, Lepetellida, Haliotidae. The record is from RefSeq and is a predicted model, not a curated record.